This is a messenger RNA of Miscanthus lutarioriparius, 1368 nucleotides long. NCBI's taxonomy places the organism in Eukaryota, Viridiplantae, Streptophyta, Magnoliopsida, Poales, Poaceae. The record is from the annotation of a GenBank genome assembly.
AUGACCGACGACGAGCACCGGCAGACCCUGGCUGAAGAGGGGCGUGCCGCUCCCGUCCAGCCUCAUCAGCCCAGCGGAGGAGGUUCGCCACCGCCUCUCGAGAUGGAGAAGAAGGCCGCCGCCGCUGCACCGCCGCCGCCGCCAUCAGCCAAGUCACUCACUAAGGCAGAGGAAGGCAUCAGUGCAAUCAAGGAACUGUGCCAUGCAGCCAAAGCCAAGGAGAACAGGGAGUUUGGUGCUUUCAUUGCUGCCUCUACUGCAAGCAUGAUGGUGGCGUGGUACUUCCUCUCUCCAGAUGGCAGAGGAGCAUACAAUAUGCGUUACAUCAUCCCGAUGCUUCUUGGCUUUGCAUGUCUCACCAGUGGUUUAUCCUUGAUGCUGCUGAGUCAGAACAUCCUUGAUCUCCAGGAAGACCUUGUUGUUGAUGUCCAACUUGUGGCCUCCAAAUGGCUUUCCUUGUUGUGCAGCAUAUUACCUGUGCUAACUUUGCUUAGCUCCUUGGUGCUUUCGGGGUAUAAGAUCUAUAGGUACAUUGGCCUCAUCAUUCUUGGUUUGGUGAUGACACCACUUGCUUUUCUGCGAUGGUACAUUGGACGCAACGUUGAGGGCAGCGGCGAACAAGUGGACAAUGAGCACAAGGAGCAGUUAGAGGCAGCCUUCAAGUUUAUUUCAGCCAUCAGCAACUCUGCGUUUGGUGGUUUGGUUGCCUUGGUGGUUAACUACAACAUCACGGGUUAUUCAGGAAGCACUAAGGGUGCCGUCCUCGCUGCCAUCUUCAUCUUGUUUACUACUGGCAUCUUGGGCCUUCUCUCAAUGGAGAUCCGGACGAAGGUACUAGAGAUCAACAACUCAAGACUUCGGGGAUCCAUCAUUAAAGCAAUGUGGUUCAUAAUUAUAUUUAUGCUUUUAUUGCUGUCUGGUGCAGCCCUCGCAGAAGUUUUUGCUAUAGUUGAGUUCUGGACCUUUGCUGCAUUCCUGCCUUUGGCUUUUGCUUCUGCUAUCUACCUGUUCCCUGAGCGCAGUGUCCGUGUACCCAGGAACAAUAAUUCCAAUGAGUACCUGAUGGAGCAGUUUAAUUGGAAGGCUGAUAAGGGGAUCAAAGUCACCAUGUGGUCAUUUAUGGCAAUUAUCAGUAUCUUUGGAGGUUUCCUUCAUGGCCAUGACAAGAUACAGUAUUUGAAGGCUUGCAUCAUCUUACUGACAUCAGCAUUUAUGUCCGGGUUUGUUCUCACUUUGCUCACUAUCAAGCCAGAUCCAACCAGUACUAGCCUUGCUGCUGCCACAACUAUGCUAGAUUGGACUGCAUCAGCAACAUUUGGAGCUGCGAUAUUUUCCAUUAUGGUUGCGAUGUUUCUGCAAAUCCUGUGA